Messenger RNA from Amborella trichopoda, 1801 nucleotides. The record is from RefSeq and is a predicted model, not a curated record. Lineage: Eukaryota; Viridiplantae; Streptophyta; Magnoliopsida; Amborellales; Amborellaceae.
GAACCUCUCAUGCGAUUGUAAUGGACAUCCAGGUAGUCAACCAUGUCUUUUGCCACGUCCUCAGGAGCUCUCCCAGCUACCACAGAUUCAAUAGCUGAGGCUUUAGAAGCCAAGGACCCAUCGGAGUCCAUCUCCAUCCUUUAUCGCAUCAUUGCGAACCCUUCUUCCUCCCCGGAAGCUCUCCGUGUUAAAGAGCAAACCAUCUCUAACCUCUCUGACCUUCUUCGACAAGAGAAAAGAGCCGAAGAGCUUCGAAGCCUUCUCACUCAGCUGAGGCCCUUCUUCUCUGUAAUCCCCAAAGCAAAAACUGCAAAAAUAGUGAGAGGUAUCCUAGAUGCAGUUUCUAAAAUACCCGACACCUCUGAGCUUCAAAUCUCUCUUUGCAGAGAGAUGGUGGAAUGGACUCGAGCCGAGAAAAGGACCUUUCUUAGACAGAGAGUUGAGGCAAGGCUUGCUGCACUGUUAAUGGAAAGCAAGGAGUACUCAGAAGCUCUAACACUUAUCUCUUCACUUGUUAAGGAGGUUAGAAGGUUAGAUGAUAAGCUUCUUCUGGUUGAUAUAGACCUCUUGGAGAGCAAGCUCCAUUUCUCAUUGAGGAAUUUGCCCAAGGCAAAGGCUGCAUUGACAGCUGCCAGAACAGCGGCUAAUGCCAUAUAUGUGCCUCCGGCUCAGCAGGGCACAAUAGAUUUGCAGAGUGGGAUUCUUCAUGCUGAGGAGAAGGAUUACAAGACUGCUUACAGUUACUUCUUUGAGGCUUUUGAGGCGUUCAAUGCUUUGGAGGAUCCAAGGGCAGUGUUCAGCCUCAAAUAUAUGUUGCUCUGUAAGAUCAUGGUGAACCAGGCCGAUGAUGUUGCUGGAAUAAUCUCUUCCAAGGCGGGCCUUCUAUAUGUGGGUGUCGAACUAGAUGCCAUGAAAGCGGUGGCAGAUGCCCACUCGAAGCGCUCUCUCAAGAAUUUCGAGACUGCUCUUAGCAACUACAAAGCUCAGCUAGAGGAAGACCCAAUAGUGCACAGGCAUCUUUCUUCACUUUAUGAUACUCUCCUUGAACAAAACCUUUGCAGACUUAUUGAGCCUUUUUCAAGGGUUGAGAUCCACCAUAUAGCCCAACUCAUAGGCUUACCUGUGGACCAUGUGGAGAGGAAGCUUUCUCAAAUGAUUUUGGACAAGAAAUUCGCAGGGACUUUGGACCAAGGUGUAGGGUGCCUCAUAAUAUUCGACGAUCCGAAGCCUGAUGCUAUAUAUCCAGCCACUCUGGAGACCAUUUCUAAUAUCAGCAAGGUGGUUGAUAGUCUUUACCUGAGAUCUGCUCGGAUUAUGGCGUAAGUUGAGUAGUUUUCUGGGCCUUGUUACAGGCUAAAAAUUUUCUUAAAUAUUGUGUGGUUUCUGAGAUUUUGUACAGUCAACUUACUUUCAACUAAUGCGUAUUUUCCUCCAAGCUAUAAUGGUGCUGGAAAUUGGUUUUUGGAGAGAGAGUAGAAUGCUGCUGGAAAUUGGUUGUUGGAGAGAGAGAGAGAGAGACAUGGAUCAUUUCCACUAAUCUAUCCUCGAUUGAGGUGAGGUGGAAUGGGUUGUACAUGUAUUACUCAUUGUGCCCAAUGUUUUAGAUUGAGUGAGGCCUAUGGCCUAUAUCUUCAGAUGGGCCCUUCCCUCUCCAAAACAAAGCUGUAAAUCCAUCAGAUUAUAUUAGGGUAUUUAUGGGAUUGUAGACUGAUCUAUGGUAGCAUCGUUCAAGUAGUAUUCAUCCAUUAGUCUGGAAGAUAUUUGUAUGUUACAUUCAUCAAUAUCAGUGAUUAAAUACUUA